Messenger RNA from Caenorhabditis briggsae, 2910 nucleotides. RefSeq names its product Protein CBR-LGL-1 (gene Cbr-lgl-1). Lineage: Eukaryota; Metazoa; Nematoda; Chromadorea; Rhabditida; Rhabditidae. Gene Ontology annotation, cellular component: plasma membrane; cytoplasm; cortical actin cytoskeleton. The transcript is spliced from 13 exons. Bases 1 to 2910 code for a protein of 969 amino acids. The record is from RefSeq and is a predicted model, not a curated record. Gene Ontology annotation, biological process: regulation of Notch signaling pathway; regulation of establishment or maintenance of cell polarity; regulation of protein secretion. Gene Ontology annotation, molecular function: syntaxin binding; myosin II binding; GTPase activator activity.
AUGAAUAGCAUUCUACGGUACAUCCGAUCGAAAUUCACACACGAGCCAGAGCAGCAUGCCAUUGAACAGUUUGCAGUCUUUGAUGAGGGUAAUCGGGGAGGAUUUCCUUGCGAUAUUGCUGCCUUUGAUUACUACGCCGGAUGUGUUGCUAUUGGAACUAGCAGUGGAAAUGUCACAUUUUACGGAUACAACGGUGCUUCAUGGACAACCAACGUGGGAAGUUCCAGCACUGAAAGAAUCAAAAUCGAGCAUAUCUAUCUCAUCUCUACAAACUUUGCACUAGUACUAUGUCGAGGGCCUGUGAUCAUCCCAUUACAUAUGAAAGACGGUGUCAUUACACCGAAGGACGAGUUCAGAUUUGGCGAAAAUACAAAGCACAAAUGGAAUCAGAGUACACACGUCCAAAAGCUGUCGGAAGACGCUUAUGCGUUGAUUUUUGCUAUCAACAACACCGUCUAUCGGAUCAAAUCCAAAACAGUGAAAUUGGAAGUGUUGAUCAACAAUGAUGACUAUGAGAAAUGGGUUCCGAACGACACAGAACUCUCAAGUAUCACAACUUUUCCCGAGAAAUCGAAUGUGAUCAUGCUCAUUUUUGAGAACGGUACCGUCUGCGUCUUCAAUGAAUCUCAAUACGUGAUGCAAACUACUUUGAAAAAUUUUGAAGAUGAGGCGAUUCAGAAAUUGCAUUGGAGUUCUGAAAACAAAAAGAACAUCGCCUAUGGUAUCUCAUGCAACAACCUAUACACGAAAUGGGAGUUCACUGUUGGAAAAGACUGUCACAUCAACGGCACCGAAGUGAACGUAUUCAGCCAGUACCAUUCCGGCCCGUAUCCUUGUCACCAGAUUAAACACUUUGGAGUAUGUUCGGAUGUUUCGAAAAACAAAGAUAACUUUUUAGUGUAUCAAGGCGGAAAGAGCUCUGGAAAGUACGACGACAGGGACCUAGUCACAGUAGUUCGAGGAGACGCGGUCGAGAAGUUUGAGUUGUCUUCCGAGAUUGUCGGGAUCGUCGCUGUUGAUGGGAGCUAUGAGAAAAAUAAAAAGAACGGUGUCAUUUUAAUUUGCACCAGCUGUGAAAUAAUUGGAAUUGAUCUGGAUACGGAAUCGUUGAGCAUGAUGCAACCCAAAUAUUUUCUUUCGAUUAACAAUAGCACUCCGACUACGCAUGCAAAGUCUAUUGAAAUCGAGGAAAACGUUUGGAAUCGCUUAGAAGCAGUGAGUUUCUAUUUUCUUGAAAAAUGUACAAUUCUUUCUCAGGCAAGCAAAUCGUACUGGGAGGCUCACAAUAUCAGAAAAUUGUUAACGAAGCUAACCAUCAACGGACCGCCUAUCGACAGGUGUUUUGUCUGGUCAUUCAAACGGAAACAUUUGCAUUUGGGCAUCUGGUGGAGUUGGAAUGUUUCUUUUGCUGGUAAUCAAGACAUCUUUGGAGUUCGAUGGCUCUCCAUUCAAUGUGAGUGGUGUAUUUCAACAAAGGAACGUCCGAACCUUCUUUUACAGGCCGAUCCAGAAGGACUCAGACAGAAGCCUGCUAAAAGAAUCGGGUUCUACGAUCCGUUUGACGAUGAUGAAGAAAUGUGUUUGACGAAAGUACACUUUGAUCCCAAGUCGGGUUUCGUGAUUGCUUCAAAUCGUGGAGGCUUCAUUUUGAUGUACGAGCUCUGUGACAAUGCAAGAAAGUUAUCGAACUGGGAAGCUAUUCCGAUUAGUUGCAACAAUUCUCCUCCUGAUAGCAGCAAGAGAAGACUAUUGAAGGCAAGAAAGUCGGAGCUCGAAUACAAGGCUGGAUAUCAGAUUCGAUUAAAAAAUGACAGUGCAUUACCACUCGUCUUCUCAAUGCACUCAAGUCACAGAGUCACUGAUAUUGCGUAUCUGCACAAGUAUCAUUGUCUUGCUGUCGGUAGUAACUUUGGUGUGGCGAUGUUGGACGUGAAUCACGGAUAUAUCGUCUACUCCAACUCUUUCAACGAGGAGCUUCGUGAGUUUUGCCGAAUGCACGUAACAAUACAUUUUCGGCGUAUUUCAGAAGAAACAAGCAUUGUCACUCAAACUCAGUUUCAACGGUUCAAGAGUCUCAAGAAAUCACUUCGAAAGACUUUCCGUCGUAAGAAGAAGACUCCCGAUACCACUUUGAUGUCGAACUCUGAUGAAGGAACUCUCCGACAUCACAAUCAACAAAUCACUAAAGUUGAUGAUUUCGACGAGGAAGGUUACAUGGAAAGAGGAAUCGAAGUCGGAGAAGGAUUAGGUACCUUGACAUUAGAUUGUUAUGCCGAAAAUUCCAAAGGUACAGUCUCAUGCAUCCGAACAAUGCGCUUCCCGAUUGUCGAUGACAAGAAUGUCGAUGAUAUCAUUGCUGUGGGUCUUCAGGAAGGUGGUGUUUACUUCUUUGCUAUCAACGAACACGAUGCCGGUUUGCGUAUGACUUUCAAAGCUGAAUUCGUGAAAAAAAUUGGAAUGGCUCAUAAACAGCCAGUUAUCAAUGUGGAUAUCACGAACGAAGAGGGAUACUUCUCAGCAUCAACCAAGAUUGUCAUCAUCACUGAAGAGCAAUUGAGAGUUUACAACUGUCAGCCGAUCUCUAAAAGGGAGAGUUAUAAAAUAACUGCGUUGGAAGGGAUCAAGAUUAAGGGCGGGAUCGUCGCGAGAAUUCUCAAUAAGAAGAACUCCAACAAUUUUGAGUCGUUUGUGGUGUUGGUUGGAAACGACGGCAGUCUCCGCAUUCAUUCUGUCCAGAAGACGUCACUGUUCGAGACAAGGAAGUUCAUCGAUCCGAUUGACGUGAUUGGUUUGAACUCGACUUGCUUGUCAAGAGAUGGUGACGUUGCAUACCUCAUCAAAUCGUCUGAGCUCCAACGUACCACCGUCAACUUGAACUUCCGUGGAUGGAGCAGUGCCCACAAAUCCUAA